AUGGCUUACUAUGAUUAUAAAAAUAGUAUAGACGAAAAGAAAAAAAUAUUCCCAUUAAGAAAUUUUAUUGAUUUAUACGAAAUAAAAAAUAACAUAAAAUUAGACAAACAUGAGGUAAGUGAAAAUUGUACAUGUAAUAUUGAAACAAUGAAAAAAAAAAAUAAAAUAAUAAGUAAUACAAAAAAAAAUCGAAAAAAUGAGAAUUAUCCUGAUAUUGCUAAAUCAGUAUAUCCAAAAAUAAACGUUUAUAAUGAUAUUUAUAAGACAGCUAUUAAUGGAUAUUCUACUGAUUAUAAUAAUGAUGAAUAUAUGAAAAAAAACUGUAAAGAUAAUAAAGUUAAUUUUUCCAAAAGUAUAACAAAUUUGAAUAAAAAUAAAACUACGCCCAUUAAUUUAUUUAGUAAUAUGCGAGAAAAAAACAAUAACGAAAUAAACAAAAUAAAUACAUAUUACCAUGAAGAUAGCAAAAAAAAAAAAAAAAAAAUGAAUUAUGAUAAUAUAUUAAAUGAAGGUAAUAAUAAUAUCGAAAAAUUAAUGAAAAAUUUUAAAAACAAUAAAAGAAAUACCAAUUUAUUAUCUAUAUAUUUGGAUAAUUGUAAAUAUGGUAUUAAUAAUAAUUCCAAACAAAUAAAGUAUAAAAAAAGUAUGAACACAGCUAGCGAAAUGGGUAAGACAGAUACCAAAAUAAAAAAUAUUUAUGACAAUAAAUUUCUUCAAAAUGAAAAACAUGAAUAUGAUAAAAAUAAAGUAAAUAGCGAUAUAUUUUAUCAAUAUAAUAAUAAACACGAAAAUUGUAAUAUCAAUCGAAAUGAAUUAAAAAACAAUUCCCCUGAUGUCUUAAAGCAAAUUAACAAAACUGAAAAUACUCCUAAUAGUUUUUGGAAACACAAUUUUUAUGAUAAAAUAAAUGAUAAAAAUAAUUUAUUUAAUAAAAGUGAUGUAGAUGAAAAUAAAUACACUAGUUUCCAGAAUGAGGAAAUAAUAUUUCCUGAUUUCCUAAAAGAUUAUGAAAUGGAAAACAUAAAAAGAUGUGAUAAUAUAUCAAAUUCGCCAAUGAUUUAUUUAAAAAAAAAAAGUGAUAUAUAUGUAGAAAAAAAUAAAAAUAUAUACAAUAACAACAACAAUAAUAAUAAUGUUGAAAAAGAGUAUCCUAGCUAUAUGAAGGACAAAAAUGCAGGAAAUAUAAAUAGUGAUGCUUUCGAAAAAAAAAAUAAUACAAUACGUUUCAUAUCUUCAAAUAAUAAUCAAAAAGUAAAAAAUUUUCAUAAUAACAUUUCUAAAAACAAUGUAAAAACAGUACCUUUUUUUAUGUCAAAAAUGGAAAAAAAUGAUAUAAAGAAAGAAUGUAAAGAUAAUAUAAUUGAAGAAUUUAAAUGCAAAAGUGACAAUUCAAUUUUAGAAUAUAAUACAUCUAAUAAUGAAUGUAACAAAAUAAAAGUUUUAAAUAAAGAAAUAAAAAAUAAAAAUAUAUACAAUAAUAAUAUUGAAAAUGGUCAGUUGGCAUAUUUGGAUUGUAAUAGACAUAGAGGUAAUAGAAUUUUCACUGACAUUAUUCCACAAAUUAAGUUAAAAAAUAAUCUUGUGCAUAAUAAAAAUGGUGAGAUAGAAAUUGAUAGUGUUAAUAAGCAUGGCCAUAGUAAUAAACGCGAUCAUAGUAAUAAUAAUAAUAAUAAACGCGAUCAUAGUAAUAAUAAUAAUAGUAAUAGUAAUAGCAGUGAUAAUAGAUAUGAGGGCGGGAAGUCUAAAAAUUUAAGUGAUGAUAAUAUGUACCUUUUUCCAAAAAAAAAUAACAAUUUUCAUAGAAUAAUAGAAGGAAAUAUAAAAAACAAAUUAGAAACUAAUUAUCAUAUUAGGGAUGAAGAAAAUUAUGAUGAUUAUAUUGCGAGGAAAAAAGAUGAAAUACAUAGUGAGCAAGGUUUUAACAAUUUAAGAUGUUAUAUAAAUGGUUAUAAUAAUAAUGUGUAUGUUGUAAAAAAAAACGAAUUUAGAAAAAUAAUUGAUGGAAAUUUAUUUGAAAAUGGAAAAGAUAUUCCUUUUGAAUAUCCUUUAUCUGAAAUAGCUGAACUUAAUCAAAAUGAAAAUAAAAAUGUGUCUAAACUUGAAGAGUUUAAUUCUGAUACUAAAAUGGAGAUUUGUUCAAAAAAUGAAAAAAAAUGUAAAAAUUAUAAUUUCAUAUUUAAUAAUAAUGAUGAGAAUAAAGAAAGGGUGAAUAAUGUUAGUCCAGAAUUUUAUUACCAAUAUGAUAAUAUAAAUGAAAAUUGUAAUAAAAUAAAAUUAUCUAAUGUUUCGAAUAUUUAUUCAAAUUGUUUAUUUAAAGAAGGAGAUAACAAACAAAAUGUUAUUUCAGCAAAUCCACGUUUUCAAAUUGAUGGAAUAAAGAAUAUUUUGAAUUCACAAAAUGAAGUUAUUAAUUUAAGAGAAAAAAAAGUAGAAAAAAAAAUAGAAAAAAAAAUAGAAAAAAAUGAUACAAAUAAGAUAAAUGAUUUAAAAUAUAAAAUAUGUCUAAAUAAAAAUCACAAAAUAAAAAAAACAACAAAUUAUUAUAAUGAAUAUAAAACAUGUUAUAAUACUGUUGGGUCUACUAUUCCUUCCUACUUAUCUUUGAGUGAUGUUGAAAAUGAAGAAAACGAAAAAAUUGAAGAGAAUAAUAAUGAUUAUAUUAAGGCCGAAAUGGAAAGCGGUUUCAACGGAAUGGAAAACGAUUGCAAUAAAAUGAAAAACGAUUGCAAUAAAAUAAAAUGUUUCAUGCCAAACAAUGAUAGUUCAACAAACUAUACGAACAAAUAUUUAAACAAUGGAAACAGGAAUAAUAACAAUAUAUAUCAAAAUAAGUUUGACGAAAUAAAUAAAGAGAAACUAAUUUUUAGUAAUACAUUUUUUCAAAAUAUAACCAAAGAAAAUAAUGAAAAUAAUGAAAAUAAUUAUAUGAAAAAAAGUGAAGUAAAUAAUAAUAAUGCCCCAUUUCAAAAUUAUAAAAUUCACAAUUUAAUGAAAUUAAAUACAGAAGAUAUUUCAGUAUUGAAAAAUAAAGUUUCAAAAAAAAAUUCAGAUGUUAUUCCUAUAGUUAAGCUAGAAAAAGCAGUAAAAACGGGUUUCUCGACUUUAUCUUUUUCUGCUUAUAAUAAUAACAAAGGAAAUGUAAAAUCGCUUUAUAGUAGCAAAAGUAUUGUAAGUGUGUCUAAUAUAAAUAAAGAAAAUGUUUCCAUUUUAUCAAAUGAAAAUAAGGUUACUUUAGGAUUUCCAAAUUUAUUAUUACAUAAAAAUAAUAUUUUAAAUAAUCAUCAAUCAAUUACAAAAUUGCGAAAUAAUACAACAUUAAAUAAUUGUACAAAUUAUGAAAUGCUGCAAAAAAAUAUAAUUCCUAAAACAAGUUGUAUAUCUUAUGACAAUAUAAAAGAUAAAAAUAAAAUGCUCAAAUUUAGUGGCUUUUAUAAUAAAACACCUCAAAAUAUCACAAAUUCAAUAAAAGACAGAGAAGGUAAUAAGAAUAUACUAUCAAAUAUGGUAUUAUAUAAUAAAGUAAAAUGUGAUGAUAAUAUUUUAGUAAAAAAAAAAUUAUCAAUUUGUAAAUCAAUUAAUAAUAGUGAUAUAUAUAAUUAUUUGAAAAAUACACAUGUCAAUAGUUUAAAAAAUUAUUAUCGAACAACUUCAUAUAGAAAACAAAGUUUAAAAAAUGUUAAAUCAAUUACAAAAAAUAUAAAAUUAGUUCCAAAAGGCAAUGAUAUAAUUAGUAUGAAUCAUGAAAGAAAAAAUAAAAUCAUGAAUAAUACUAUCGAUUUACAUAAAUUUUAUUCUAGAUGUGAAAUAGAAUCUAUAGAUGUUGUUAAAAAAGCUGUAGUUAUUGGAUGUAAUUAUAUGGGAGAAAAAGAUUCAAUAAAUCAACUUCAUGGAUCAGCAAAUGAUGCAUAUGUUUUUAGUAGAGCACUAGUUAAAUAUUUUAAUUUUUUACCAGAAAAUAUUUUGCUGCUUAUUGAUAGUUUUCCAUCUAAUGCAUAUAUUUAUGAUGAUUUUGAUAUGAAUCGAACAAAAUAUAUAAAUGAAAAAAAUAAUUAUACUUAUAAUGAGGAAAAAAAGGAAAAAAAAUAUUUAUUUAAUUUGUUUAAUAAAAAAAAUAUAUAUGAUAAUAAAGAAGUGAGUAAUGAUUAUGAAAAUAAUAAUUCAUGUGUAGAUGUUGAUAUUAAAAAUGUGGAUUUGUCAUCUAAAAAUAUUGAUUUCAGUUUAUGGCCUACAAGAAUAAAUAUUUUGAAAGCAGUAAAUUGGCUAGUUAGAGAUUCAGUUCCAAAUGGUUCUUAUGUUUUUUAUUAUGCAGGAAAAAGUAUUCAAGUUGAUAAUAUGAGUGGAUGGGAAGGAGAAGGAUAUGAUGAAGCUUUUCUUUGUUCUGACCCUGUUAAUAAAAAUGAAGAAGAUAAUAUAUUAACUACUAUUCAAUUAAAAGAUUUAUUAUUAAGUAUAAAUUCAACUGCUCAAAUGACUAUAAUUCUAGAUACAUCAGGUGGGCAAACAAUAUUAGAUCCAGCUGGGACAGAAAAUUCAUCAUAUAUAAAAGGUUGUAAACAAAAAGGAAUAUGGCCAAUUACUAAUCCUACUAAUAAAGUUUACAAAGCAAUAUAUGAUAUAACAAUACUUGAUAAUAAUUCUAUGAAAAAAUAUAUGUGUAAAUCUAGAUAUUCUAAAUUAAUAGAAGUGGAUUCUACAUCUGCUAUGAUAGAUCCUUUGUUACAAUCAAUUUCUUCUUUCCCACUUCCUACAAAAGCAUAUUGUUUAUGUGCAGCUACUUGGGAACAAAUUUCCAUUGAGGGUUUAUUUCCUAUUUUUGAGUUUGCAAGGAUAGCUCAAAAAAAAAAAAAAAAAACACUUUCCAAAUCGAUAGAAAAUAAAAAUGGUGAUAAUAACAUGAAAGGAAAUAACGAAGAUGUUGAGAAUGAUUCACAACAUAUGUUAGACAAUAGUAGUCAUUUAAAUAAUGUAAAGAAAAAUAUGUACGAACCAAACAUUAGUUUUAAUAUAAAUUCUUUAACAAAAUUUUUUACUUUAAAUAAUAAAAAUAUUGAAGAUAACGAUUCUGAAAUUGAAAAAGGAAAAGAAAAUAGUUCCACAAAUAAAAUCUCUAAUAAUUUUGAAGAAAAUGAUAAUGAAUAUAACAGUAACAAAUUUAAUGGUAAUAAUAAUUAUGUACUUGUUUGUCAUGGUGUUUUUACUUAUUGUUUAAUUGAGUCAAUUAUGGAAUUUAAAAAAAACGAAUUAAAUAAUAAUAUUUUCGAAACAGAAUUCCAACAAUGUGCUCCAAUGACAUUAAAAAAUUUAAUAAGCCAUGUUCAAAAAAAAAUUCAAAUUAUAAAAAAUAAAAAAUUAAAAAAAUUAAAUCAAAAACCUGAAUUUACUAUACACCCUGGUGCAAAUGCAAGUAUUAAUAAUUAUUUUAUUCAUUAUUCAAAAAAUAUAAAUUUUCAAGAUUUUAAAUAUUUUUAUAUGAACGAAGAUAUGUCACCAUUUUUAAAUGUUAAUAAAGCAUGGGAAGAAAUUAAUAAAAGAACAUUAAGAAAUAGAAAAUUAUUAUAUGCUACUUCUACGUUAGUUAAUACAUCGUCAAAAUAUCUUACUCAAACUAAUCAUAAAAUAAAAAAUUCAUGUUCUCUAAAAUAUUAA
Molecule: messenger RNA, 5646 nt
Organism: Plasmodium yoelii
Lineage: Eukaryota; Apicomplexa; Aconoidasida; Haemosporida; Plasmodiidae
Product: metacaspase-3, putative
Exons: 1
Coding region: 1-5646 (1881 amino acids)
Source: RefSeq, a predicted model, not a curated record